AUGGUCGGCGUUGGAAUAGAGCAUGUAACCCCGAUUGUACGUCAAGUCCUCGAUGCUAUCGGUAUCGAUAAACAAAAAGUGAUUGUCGCUGUUCAACAAAUUCCUGCACGAAUGGAAGAAGUGAAACCAGCACUCAACGGCGAUGAAAAGAUGUUUAUAACUUUGUGCAAAAUCAACGUCAAGCUAGAAUCCAAAUCAUCCGAUAUAAAAAAUGUUUUCGAAAAAAACAAAGAUGUGUUAGAUGCAGCUGCGUAUAAAAUCCUCGGUCCAGCUAUAGGCAGCAUCGAAUCAAUCAAAUCUGGUCUGGAUAGUUUCGAAGAUCAUAUACAGGCUGUUAGACAAUGUCUGGAAGAAAAUAUUCAUCAGUCGAAGUUAAGCUUUGGAUCAGUUGAAAACCAAUGUGGUGAACUGCAUCGAGUGAGCAAUCGAAAUUUGGCUGGUAAUUUGAUAGUUGGACGGAUCUUUGCUGAGUGUAUCGGAAAGUUUAUGAAAAAGAAUAACAAUCAAACGAUGAAAAUGCUCGACGAUUGUAUUGAUCAAACAAUUACUCAUCCAAUUGCGGAAAAUAUGUGUGCAAGAGAAAUUGGAAAGACUGAAAAACAAUUAUCGCAAAAGUUUCUCACAGCCAUAGCAUUCAUUUAG
Molecule: messenger RNA, 642 nt
Organism: Adineta ricciae
Lineage: Eukaryota; Metazoa; Rotifera; Eurotatoria; Adinetida; Adinetidae
Source: the annotation of a GenBank genome assembly